Malus domestica (apple) is the source of this 1610-nucleotide messenger RNA. Its product is annotated as purple acid phosphatase 2-like. Gene Ontology annotation, molecular function: acid phosphatase activity. NCBI's taxonomy places the organism in Eukaryota, Viridiplantae, Streptophyta, Magnoliopsida, Rosales, Rosaceae. The record is from RefSeq and is a predicted model, not a curated record.
UAUGACCGAGAUGGGUGUGGGGAGCUUAGAUUCUUCUACUUGUUCAAGGGUAGCCAUUUUUGUAGUCUUGGGUUUGGUUUUGAACUUGGCAGUGGUUUGUAAUGGAGGUCAAACAAGCGCUUUCGUGCGGAAAAUUGAUUUCAGCGCGGACAUGCCGCUUGACAGUGACGUCUUUCGAGUCCCUCUUGGGUACAAUGCACCUCAACAAGUUCAUAUAACACAAGGAGACCAUACGGGAAGCGCGGUGAUUGUGUCAUGGAUCACUGCCGACGAACCAGGUUACAGUAAGGUGGUUUACUGGAGUGCAAAUAGCGAGAACCAGACGGCUGAGGGCAUAAUUACAACUUAUACCUUUUACAAUUACACUUCUGGUUACAUUCACCAUUGUAUCAUCGGAAACUUGACGUUCAACACCAGAUAUUACUAUGUGGUUGGAAUUGGCGAAACUGAGACGCAGUUCUGGUUUACAACUCCUCCUGAAGUUGGGCCCGACGUACCUUACACAUUUGGUCUCAUAGGGGAUCUGGGUCAGACCUUUGAUUCAAACAAGACUCUUACUCAUUACGAAUCAAACCUGCUGAAAGGACAAACAAUAUUGUAUCUUGGGGACCUCUCCUAUGCAGAUGACUACCCGAAUCAUAAUAAUGUUAGGUGGGAUACGUGGGGAAGAUUCGUCGAGAGAAGUGCUGCUUAUCAACCUUGGAUAUGGACUGCAGGGAAUCAUGAAAUUGAUUUUGCCCCAGAAAUUGGUGAACCAAUACCUUUUAAGCCUUACACUCACCGGUAUUAUGUCCCGUAUAAUGCAUCGGGGAGUACUGCCCCAUUUUGGUACUCAAUCAAAAGAGCUUCGGCAUACGUUAUAGUCUUGGGUUCUUAUUCUGCAUACGGUACAUACACUCCGCAGUACAAAUGGCUCCAGGAGGAGCUACCGAAAGUUAACAGGAGUGAGACCCCUUGGUUGAUUGUUAUAAUGCAUUGUCCAUGGUAUAAUAGCUACCAGUCGCACUAUAUGGAAGGGGAAGCCAUGAGGGUGAUGUUUGAGGCCUGGUUUGUGGAGUACAAAGUCGAUGUGGUAUUUAGCGGUCAUGUCCAUGCCUACGAGCGAUCUGAACGCAUCUCCAAUGUUGCAUAUGACAUUGUGAAUGCUAAUUGCACUCCUGUAAAAGAUCAAUCUGCACCCGUCUACAUUACUGUUGGUGAUGGAGGAAAUCUUGAAGGCUUAUCGACCGUUAUGACGGAGCCACAACCAGAUUACUCAGUCUUCCGGGAAGCCAGUUUUGGUCACGGCAUCUUUGACAUCAAGAACAGAACCCAUGCUCACUUUAGCUGGCACCGCAACGAAGAUGGAUAUGCCGUAGAAGCUGAUUCCCAUUGGCUUUUCAACAGAUACUAUUAUCCCGCUGAUGAUUCAAAAUCCACAAGUGCCUAAUUAGUAACGUAUAGUACAAAUGUAUGAAUCAUUACAAGAUUCAAUAUUCCAAGAAAGAAUAUUGAAGAACAUGAAGUAACCUUCACUUCAGGGAAUUUCAGGUGCUCGGAUUCAUCUUCUCAUAAGGGAAUUUCAGGUGCUAUGAAAAGAUUAAUUAAGGCACGAAAAAAAAAUUGGAUAC